AAGAAGAUCUCUCCAAGAAGCGAAUUCUAUCCAAGGAAAAUCUCAAUUUCUCUCUCUUUCUUCAGCCAUGGACAAUGCUCCUCUAGUAAGGUGGCCAGGAGACAGAGAGGAAGAAGAAGAUGAGAUUCAAACACUUUCUCGAUCCAAGGCAUUGGUUGCCAAAGUAUGUAAUGAAUCAAAGAAGCUAUGGUACCUUGCCGGCCCUUCAAUUCUCAUUGCUGUCUUUCAGUUCUCUCUCUUCGCCGUUACACAGACAUUUUCAGGCCACCUUGGGGCCACCCAACUCGCCGCUGUUGCAAUGGGGAACCUGGUCAUCUCCGGGAUCGGAUAUGGAUUUCUGAUGGGUAUGGGAAGUGCAUUGGAAACUCUAUGUGGGCAAGCUUUUGGUGCGGGGCAACUUCACAUGCUCGGAAUCUACAUGCAACGAUCAUGGAUCAUUCUCACGGUGACUGCUACGCUAAUAAGCCCCGUCUUCGUAUUUGCGGGCCCGAUAUUGAAGCUCUUGGGCCAGACCGCCCAGGUCUCGGAAGUUGCAGGGAAGUUCUCUAUAUGGAUAAUUCCUCAGCUUUUCGCCUACGGCUUCAAUUUCCCCAUACAGAAGUUCCUCCAGUCUCAAAGCAAGGUGAUAGCCAUGGCAUGGAUGUCAGGCGCUUGCCUGGCGGUCCACAUCCUGCUGAGUUGGCUAUGCAUAAUGAAGCUGGGGUGGGGAUUGGUGGGAGCAGCGAUCACGUUGAAUUUCUCUUGGUGGCUUCUGGUGUUUGUGCAGCUUGCAUAUAUCUUGCUUGGGUCAUGUCCAGGAGCUUGGACUGGCUUCUCAUGUUUGGCUUUUAAGGAUUUGGGUGGCUUUAUAAAGAUCUCCAUGGCCUCAGCUAUCAUGUUAUGCUUGGAGUACUGGUUCGUGAUGAUAUUAAUCGUGUUAGUGGGACAUCUGAAAACAAAUGCAGAAAUAGACGUGGACGCCACAGCUAUAUGUUUGAAUUUGGACGGCUGGAUCAUCCAAGUCCCAAUAGGAUUUAUGGCUGCCAUUAGUGUGAGGGUAUCAAAUGAACUAGGAGCAGGACGCCCAAAAGCUGCUAAAUUUUCAGUGGGAGUUGCAGUUGCGACGUCAUUGACGGUCGGGAUCUUUUUCAUGGUUAUCAUCUUAAUAACGAGGACCAGCUUUCCAGCCCUCUUCACCAAUGAUCCUAAAGUCAUGGCCGAAGUUUCUAGGAUAUCUAGCUUUUUAGCACUCACUAUCGUCCUCAACAGCAUACAACCAGUGUUAUCAGGUGUGGCAGUUGGAGCUGGUUGGCAAGCAGUUGUGUCUUAUGUAAACCUCGGAUGCUACUUUCUAGUUGGGCUGAGUGCUGCAGCUUUGUUGGGUUACAAAUUCGACCUUGGGGUGAAGGGAAUUUGGGGAGGAAUGCUACUCGGGUUCGUAGCACAGAUGAUAAUCCUUUCAGUAAUCACCUUCCGAACGGACUGGAACAAAGAGGCAUCACUGGCACAUGACAGGGUCUCAACUUGGGAAAAAUCUGCAAGAGUUACUACUACAAAUGAUGUUUUUUAAGGAAAGCAACGAUCAAUGUCCAAGUCGAUCGGGCGUUUUCUUGAGAUUCUUUUGAAGAAGAGAAACAUUGUUUAAGCAAACAUAGCUAUGCAAGUCGUAAUGCAUCUUUAGGUUUCUAAGAGUAGAUGGAAUGGCGCCAAAAAAUUUGAAAUCUGAAGAAAUCUUUUUUUCAAAGAAUAAAUUAGUAGUGGUUAAGAUGUAUUUGAUUCACAUAUACAAUUACGUAGAAGAUAAGAUUUUAUUAUUGAGAUCUGAUUCAAUUGCAAUUAUAGAUCCAUUCAAGUCAGAUUUCCUUCCUUCA
Magnolia sinica is the source of this 1850-nucleotide messenger RNA. RefSeq names its product protein DETOXIFICATION 33-like. The record is from RefSeq and is a predicted model, not a curated record. Gene Ontology annotation, biological process: xenobiotic detoxification by transmembrane export across the plasma membrane. Bases 68 to 1549 code for a protein of 493 amino acids. Lineage: Eukaryota; Viridiplantae; Streptophyta; Magnoliopsida; Magnoliales; Magnoliaceae. Gene Ontology annotation, cellular component: membrane. Gene Ontology annotation, molecular function: antiporter activity; xenobiotic transmembrane transporter activity. The transcript has 8 exons.